Oncorhynchus gorbuscha (pink salmon) is the source of this 1105-nucleotide messenger RNA. Its product is annotated as CCN family member 3-like. The transcript is spliced from 5 exons. The coding region runs from base 80 to 1105 and encodes 341 amino acids. Gene Ontology annotation, molecular function: heparin binding; integrin binding. The record is from RefSeq and is a predicted model, not a curated record. NCBI's taxonomy places the organism in Eukaryota, Metazoa, Chordata, Actinopteri, Salmoniformes, Salmonidae. Gene Ontology annotation, cellular component: extracellular matrix; extracellular region. Gene Ontology annotation, biological process: signal transduction; cell adhesion.
AAAGGGAUUUACAGAGCUUCAGCAAGAUACAAAGGAGGGAAAAGUCUACACAGAGAAAACUACCUUGCACUGAAUCAGGAUGUCUAGGCUUGCAGAGAGAACCCUUUUCGUUUUCUACAUUUCAACACAGAUUUGCUCCCAGAUCUUGGCGCUGGUGUGUCAGACCAGGUGCCUCUGUCCGCAGGAGCCUCCGCUGUGCGCCCCCGGGGUCCAGUUGAUUCUGGAUGACUGCGCAUGCUGUCUGGUCUGUGCGAGGCAGAAAGGAGAGGCGUGCUCGGAAAUAAGUCCCUGUGAUACUCACAGGGGUCUGAACUGCGACUACACGGCCGAUGUACACCAGAGGACAGGUGUCUGUGUCGCACGUGAGGGAGACAUCUGCCUGUUGGACGGUUCAGUGUACCAGAACGGAGAGACCUUCUUCCCCAGCUGCAAGUAUCAGUGCACCUGCAGGGACGGUCAGAUCGCCUGCGUGCCGCGCUGCAACCUGGACGUGAUGCUGCCGGGCCCAGACUGCCCUCUACCCAGGAAGGUGGCGGUCCCAGGGGAGUGCUGUGAGAAGUGGGUGUGUGAGCCCCAACCAGAGGCCAGUGCCUUGGGAAGCUUCGCCAUGGCUGCCUACAGACAGGAGGAGACAGUGGGGUUUGACUCGUGGGACCCCAGUACUAACUGCAUAGAGCAGACUACGGAGUGGGGCGCCUGCUCUCGCACCUGUGGCAUGAGCAUCUCCACCCGGGUCACCAACAAGAACCCCCGCUGUGAGAUGGUCAAGCAGACGCGUCUGUGCAUCGUCAGGCCCUGCGACAAACAGCAGCAGGAUGUUCCUAAGAGAGGAAGCAAGUGCCUGAGGAUGAAGAAGGCGGUGAAACCCGUCCGGUUCAGCUAUAAGAACUGCACCAGCGUGCUGACCUACAAGCCCCGGUACUGUGGUGUGUGUACGGACGGGCGUUGCUGCACCCCCCACAGCACCGAGACAGUGCAGGUAGAGUUCCAAUGUGCUCAGGCUGAAGCCAUCAGGAAACCCGUGAUGUUCAUGAACACCUGCGCCUGCCACUACCACUGUCCCAGAGAUUCUCACAGUCAGCACUUAGCUACCUUUACAGAAUAG